This is a messenger RNA of Calypte anna (Anna's hummingbird), 1590 nucleotides long. RefSeq names its product DEP domain containing 1B (gene DEPDC1B). The record is from RefSeq and is a predicted model, not a curated record. The transcript is spliced from 11 exons. Bases 1 to 1590 code for a protein of 529 amino acids. Gene Ontology annotation, biological process: intracellular signal transduction; positive regulation of Wnt signaling pathway. Lineage: Eukaryota; Metazoa; Chordata; Aves; Apodiformes; Trochilidae.
AUGGAGCCCAGGCUAGUCGGCCCCGGGCCCUACCGUGCCACCCGGCUGUGGAACGAGAUAAUAGAACUUUUUCGUGCUGGGAUGCCUUUACGGAAGCAUCGGUCGCGCUUCAAAAGCUAUGAGCGUUGCUUCAAAGCCUCGGAGGCAGUGGACUGUUUACAUGCACUUCUGGGCACUAAUCAAAACUUUGGCCCAGAAGUGACUCGCAGUCAAACAGUUAAGCUGCUUAGAAAGUUCCUGAAAAAUCAUAUUAUUGAAGAUAUUAAAGGAAGAUGGGGCAAAGAGGAUUUUCAGGACAAUGGCCGCCUAUAUAGAUUUCCUCCUUCCUCACCACUGAAGCCAUAUCCAAAGAAACCUUCAUGUGGAAAGGAAGUAAUCAAAUUUCCAGACUGGAAUGAACCAAAGGCUGGCACUUCCCAGGAUCACAUCCCAGUGAAAUUGGUUGCAAUGAACUAUGAGUCAUGGUUUAAGCGUCACAGUAUAGCUAUAGGGGAAGUACCAGCAUGCAAACUUGUGUUCUGCAAAGAACUAACACAAACAAGUAUAGAAGAGAUAUGGAAAUCCAUGAGUUUGUCACGAUUGCAAAAGGUUUUGGGUUUGGAUUCUCUAGAUGAAGUGUUAGACACAAAGCUUGUGAUUUCCAAGCAUAUAGUCCAAAAUGCAUACAAUGUCAAUAAACAAGGCAUCGUCACUUUAGAAGACAAAUCAAAGGAUCUUCCUUACUGGGUGUUAUCAGCAAUGAAAUGUCUAGCAAAUUGGCCCAGCUGCUCAGAGCUGAAGCAGCCUACCUACUCAGGAUUUGAAAGAGAUGUCUUUAAAACUAUAGUGGAUUACUUUGGCCAGAUGAAAGAACCUCUUCUCACAUUUAAUUUUUUUGAUGUUUUUGUUAGUGUGUUAGGUCUGCUGCAAAAACACAGUAAGGCUAUAGAAGCUCUUCAAAUAUCUUGUCUCAUGCUGCCACCAGAAAAUCGGAAAAGACUGCAGCUGUUGGUGAGGAUGAUGUCAAGAAUUAGCUUUAAUAAGGAUUUACCACCUCUUUCUGAAUCAGUGAGGACAAGAACAUUGGUGGUUCAGGCAUUUUCUCGUUGUAUUCUCUGCUCAAAGGAUGAAGUGGACCUGGAUGAACUGCUUGCUGCCAAACUAGUAGUGUUUCUCAUGGACAACUAUCAAGAGAUCUUAAGUGUUCCUUCUGCUUUAAAAUCUUCUAUAGAGGAACAUGUUGCACAUCUCCAGAGAGUCCAGAUAAAAUAUGCUGGAGCUAAUACUGACGCAACUUUUACUCCUCCAUCAUUUUGUCACCAAAUCACUGCAGAGGAAUUUGAAUACCAAAGGGCAACUGGCUCUCAAGAACCAUUAGCAGCUUUAUUAGAGGAAAUUGCAAUGAAUAAAGAAAUAUCUGUGAGAGAUAAGGAGAAGCAGCUCAAGCAAUUUCAGAAAUCUUACCCUGAAGUGUACAGAGUACGAUUUCCAACCCCUGAAACUGAAGCAGUACUACUUCCUGAAAAAAAUAAACAGAAACCACCAGUGCUGAUGUGGGCCUUAAAAAAGCCUUUUCAACCAUUUCACAGAACAAAAAGCUUUCAGAUGUAA